CUCUCGGCCACGCAGACACUCCUCCUGUGAGCAUUGGCGAGGCAGCUCCUGUCCCCUAUGUCUCUUUGUGGGGAGCACAACAGACUUUUUCCCUCUUGCAUCACUGGAGACGAAGCAGAGCUCCGGGGAGGCGGAAACCUCCAGGUGCGGAACUCCGAGGCAAAAGUCCAAAAGAGACGGCAAAAUUCAGGAGCCGGAGCACAGAAAGACUCUUAAAAGAAACUACCGGAUGGAUUGGACUGGACUGCAUCACUUUAAGGUGGAAUCUUCUUUAUAAGUUUUUGCAUUCUCUUUGAAAAAGUUAGAGCAGCAUAUAAAAUUCAGAGUGUUUGUUUUAUAUUUAUCUGUCCCCCAGAGCACUUUCCUAACAGUCCCUCACUCUAUGAAAUGGAGAUGCUCUUUAAAGAACAUCAUGAAUGGUCUCGACAGUGUUUUUGAUUCAGCAGCCGGGCGUUUAUCUUAAUUCGCCAGCUCUUUCUGAGGAGUCUGCAUGAAAGACUGCAUUGAUAUUGCUCUGGGGGGGGAAUAACUUGUGAAACUUUAGAGCAAAAAAAAAAAAAAAAGGAAAAAAAGAUAUGGAGUUGAGUUACAAAAAUCUGGAUUUUUAGUGACGUUUUAAAAGGACAGGAGCAAUGUUUACAGGGGACGGAGUGGUCAGCGGUCACUUCCUGACCGGUGGCGCCUUCAAGCCUCACCCUGGACUGGAAGUAAAUACAACGAUUCAAAUGGAGAUGGGGCAAGCCUUCGGGGCCUAUCCUCCGUACCAGGCUCAAGUUUGCACCAAUGUAAGCUUGCCCAAAGUGGCAAACAAUGUAUCAAGUACUUUUAAAGUGGUGCCACCCCUACCAGUCCCACCCCCUGCUCUCAAACUGGGGCAGGAAGGCUUCAAGAAAGUCUCCAGGACGGAGGAGAACAGUCCAUGUCCCUUUCCCGGACUGGCCUCUGGGGUGCUGGAGAUGCGGGUGAAAGAAGGGAGUAAGAUCCGCAACCUGAUGGGGUUCGCCAUGGCGCGGAUGCAAGGCGGAGAUGCGAGCGGUGGAUGUGGAGAAGCUGGCGGGUUGAGGCAAGUGGUCUUCACCGGGUCGGGUCGCGCCGUCACCAAGACCAUCACCUGCGCCGAGAUCAUGAAGCGAAAAGUGGGCUCGUUACACCAGAUGACCAAGCUGCAGUACAAGGUGGUGAAAGAGGUGUGGGAGAACACCGACGGGGGGACGUCAGAGAUGACUGUGCACAGGACCGUACCCUCCAUCAGCAUCCUCCUCUCCAAAGAUCCUCUGGACACCCGGGAGCCAGGCUACCAACCCCCAGAGACUCUGGGUGCAUUGUGGGAGGAGAGGGAAGGCGGCACACAGUCAGCAUUUAAGAGACCUCUCACACCUUCGCCGCUCAGCAGUUUCCCGCUGUGUAAGCGGGUGUGUUCUGGAGAGGGGGUCUCAGUCCUCCCCCCGCACUGACUGGACGUCAAACAGUGCAUGGGGGGAUUGGAUCCGAAGAGUUCAUUUGGAGCUGCCCUCCGCUCAAGCACAACGCUGAGACAAUCAGAACAGUCACUCAGACAGAACAGUGCUUUCUCACAAGAAUUAAGUACCAAUUGCAGCCUUGGGAGGUCAGACCGGACUGGGAUGUUUUAAAGCUUGCCUUCUGUACAUACAGCUAGGGACCACAAUUGUGAUCUUGUCCGUGAUACAAAACCUUAAACAGAAUGACUUUACCUUUAAGCUAGAGAAAAAAAAGCCAUGAACUGCAAAGUAACUGUUUUGCGCCCAUAGAGCCACAUUUUUGCGUAGAACCGAGACCACAAAGACAAACAGCUUAAAAGCCAUUGAUGAUAAGACAAAUGCAAAAACAUGUCAAUUUGUAUUUGUCUGAAUAUUAAAUGUUUUUCCCCUCCCCAAUGAAAAAGCCUCCGCUAUAUUUUAUCUAUUCCUCGCAUGGCUCAAUUUGCAAUUGAAAAGAAAACAGACGUGCCAACGCUGCACAAAGACAACAACAUCAGUAAACUUGAGGUUGUAGCAGACAAAUUCUCAUAAUAUAUCACACUGACCCAAAUAUAGGAGUAUUUUUUUGUCUAGUCUGAAAAAGACAGAUUUUCUUAUAAUUGGGGUCUUGAGAUUUACACUGGCAAACGGGUUGUCACUCGAACGCCCAACACACCAGCAACCUGCAGCCGCGAAACAAGAAAAGCCUGCUAGACAGAAACGCCUCAAAAGUUGUUAGCAAAUUAGCAAGCAACAGAGGAGGAGUUAUGUUCAUUUUAAGAUACCGUGGAACCUCGGUUUGCACGCUUUUUGGUUAUCGUCUAAAAUUAGCGACACAAUUUUGCCCCAGUCGGCUAGCAUACAAUAUGGCGCGCGGCUUGUUGUGUUAUUAAUACAUUGCGUGAGUCCAGCUGUGUUCUUAAUGUAUUUUUGUCAUAAAACAUCCUUGUUAGCAACCUAUUGCUAAUACAUAAAAUCCAGCUGUCACCUCUGCCGCCCGUCUAUGAUGUCAUCAGUGGUUGACGCUAUAGUUCUUUGCAAACUUAACACAGGCACACCACAAGUCACUGCUUUUCUUUCGAUCACGGCUGCAAAAUAACCCACGGUGGAGCCAAAGAAAGUCGCAAGUGCCUAUUGAAUUCAAGAAAUAACUCGUAGUAAAACAUUAGGGUGGUAUCCGAGUGGAUCUCACUGCCACAUCGCCGUCUUUGUCAGCAAUCGCGUCUUUGAUCAAGGUAAAAGUGACGUUAAAUGUUCACGUAUCCCUUUCAUUUGUCAUUUACAUACAAUUGCUUAACACAUGCAAAACUGCAAUUGUAAAACUACAAAAACAUGUUUUGCAUAAACAUUUUUGGCUUAACUUGGAUUGACAUAUUUAUGUGAAAAACUCGGACCUUCUGGAACGGAUUAAUGACGCUAACCAAGGUUCCACUGUAAUGGUGAUCAAUGAAAGAUGGUUAUCAAAUAACUAGCUCAGAAAUAGGAUAUUCUUUUUUUUUGUAAUUCCAGUUAUUUCAUAGACAUUGAAAACGUGGUUUUGAAAGAGAUUCUAUUUGGCUCUGAUUUCUUUUGUCUUCAACUUCUUCAAAAACGGUACUGAAAGAGGUGUGGUCGUCUAUUUGGGUUGAUACGGUCAAUGCUGGGUUAGGGUUCUCUAACUUUCUAAAAAUGGAAAUGGCUCCUGACAGGAAAAAGGGCGAGCAUCGACCUCCAUCCUGUUAAAAACACACAGCCAUUGAUGAUAAGACAAAUGCAUGUCAUAAUUUGAAAUGUUUUCUUUUCCUCCGCUACGGAAAAGUCGGUGCUGUAUUUCAUCUAUUCCCUCGCAUGGCUGAAUUUGCAAAGCCAUGAUUGAAAAGAAAACUGGCGUGCUGAUCUCAGGAUAAGGGCGACGGCAGCAGUAAACUUUUGGAUGUAGCGUAGAAAAAGCUGAUUUAAUGACAAAGCUGUUGAUAAGGCUGCUGACGCUCCUGAACUGGCCCAGCCUGGCAGAGGAGCUCCCGGGGGCAGAAAUACAGGCAGCGAUUAUCAUUAAGAUAACAACAUAACAUCACACAAACACAGUGGAGGGAAGGAUUAAAACUAAGGUUGACACUCUUUCUGCUGCAACACACUCCCAGCCUGCGGGCCUACAUACAUCCUUCAAUGCAAAUCAAAUUAUAUUUCCUAAAAAGCUGCCUUAAAGAAAACAAUACAAUUGAUUGUGAAAAUGUUAUCUUAAUGAGUGCCUUCUUUUUCCACUUAAUCCACCGUGCCUUUCGGGGAUAAUAACUGAGACAAGUGGAAGCUUUUUGCCAUUGAUCUUAAUGAAAAUCUGCAAACGCAGAUGUCAGCAUGCUUAAGUAAAUUAAUCAAAGUGACUGUGCAACUGCGGCAACAAAGGGAGGAAAAAAAAAACAAAAAGAAGGGCUGCAUUUUAACACGGGAUUGUCUUUCCUCACAUUUCACAGAGCGGUCAGCGGACACUUGAACUAAACUUAAUGAUCAUCUUUCCGGCACCCAAGGUUGAGAACAAAACGCCGCGAAGCGGGAAGCAAAACGGCGUGUCCUCGAGGCUACCGAGAAGGUUAUCACUCCAGGGUCAUUCCGUUAUCACACAGUUAACAGCUUUUCAUCCCGGAGCCUAUAGGACAGUCGCUAUGCAAUGCAGGUCAAAUUGAUAAGUACGCAAUUCCAAAUCGACCUCCGUCUGAAUUCUG
Molecule: messenger RNA, 4177 nt
Organism: Dunckerocampus dactyliophorus (ringed pipefish)
Lineage: Eukaryota; Metazoa; Chordata; Actinopteri; Syngnathiformes; Syngnathidae
Exons: 1
Coding region: 633-1454 (273 amino acids)
Biological process (GO): tRNA 5'-leader removal
Cellular component (GO): ribonuclease MRP complex
Molecular function (GO): RNA binding
Source: RefSeq, a predicted model, not a curated record